AUGGCUAUGGCACCUCGGGCCCUGGCACUUCUGCUGCCCCUGGUGCUCAUCCUGCUGAGCCCGGCACCAACUCCCACCCUGGGUGGAUGCCCAUCGGCUUGCCGGUGCUCUUUUGCCAUGCUGCAGUGCCUGGAACCCAAUGGCAUAACCAGCAUCCCGCCGCUUGCUUUGCAAGAGAGCGAGAACGUGACAGAGAUUUACAUAGAAAACCAAGCCAGCCUGGAGAACAUAACAGAAGUCGACCUUAUCUUCUACAGAGAGCUGAAAAACCUCACGGUCACAUUUUGCAAGCUGAGGUUCAUCUCUGCCUACGCCUUCCAAAACAACCUCAAGCUUCAGUAUGUAAACUUGGCAUCAAACUCUCUGGAGCACAUCAGCUGGAAGGUGUUUCAUUUUCUGCCUCUGCUUAACCUCGUUUUGAGAGACAACCCUCUCAUUUGCUCAUGUGAGCUCUACUGGCUGAAGCAGUGGCAAGAACGCGGUGACCUGGAUAACCAAAUGUUGUCUUGCUUGUCCGAUGGCGAGAAAAUGUCCCUUUUCAAUUUGAUGAUAGAAAACUGCAGCCUGCCUGAGGUGAAGAUUACCGCCUCACAGGAUAAGAUUCUGGAAGGAGGCAACCUUACAUUCGUAUGUGAGGUGGAAGGAAGUCCCACUCUCACCGUGAGAUGGCAGACCGAGGCCCUCCACUCUCACUUUUUUACCAAGCUGCAGGAGAGCAGAGACUCUGCGCUGGAGCUGGUCCUUUACCUCACCAACGUUUCCUCCAAGGACAACCUACACAACCUGACUUGCGAGGCCGAGAACCAAGCUGGGCCAGGGGAGAGGAUGGUGCAAUUGGACAUUGAGUUUCCAGUCAGAAUAAUCUUCCUGAAUAAUGCUGUGCCGCAGCACCACUGGUGUUUUCCGUUUGCCGUGGACGGCAAUCCCGAACCGAACAUCACCUGGCUUUACAACGGCAAGAAAUUAAACGAGACCAGAUACAUAUACACGCAGCCCAUCGUAGAUUCAGGCGAUGGAUCGGAGAAGCACGGAUGUCUCUUCCUUGACAAGCCAACCCACGUCAACAAUGGCAACUACACUCUGAUUGUGGAGAACAAACUGGGAAGAGAUGAGGCCACCGCACUUGGGUUUUUCAUGCACAACCCCUUUGACAAUUUUGAGGGGGUAAUUCCAUACGUCGUGGGUCAAAGUCCUACAAACAAAUCAGACAUGGACGUCACAGAAAACCCGGAGAGUCGGAUGUAUUUGGUGUAUGUGGCCGUGGGUCUCGGUGUGUUUGCUUGCAAACUUCUGCUCAUCAUGGUUUUGGUUGUCUACAAAUGUGGCCAUCAUUCCAAGUUUGGAAUUCACAGAUCAUCAGUUCUGGGGAAGGAGGAUGACCUGGCCGUGUCACUGCGCUUCAUGAACUUUGGUACCAGCCCGCCUUCCUCCGAUGAAGACUCUGGCUUGUCUAGCUUCGUAGAGAAUCCACAGUACUUCUGCAGCAUAAUCAAAGACAAAGACAUGUGUGUCCAGCAUAUUAAAAGGCAGGAUAUUGUUUUGAAGUGGGAGCUGGGGGAAGGAGCGUUUGGCAAAGUCUACCUGGCAGAGUGUGCAAACCUCAGCCCCGACAACGACAAGAUGCUCGUAGCCAUCAAGACUCUGAAGGACGCAAAUGAGUCCACCCGGCAGGACUUCCAGCGGGAGGCGGAGCUGCUGACGGUGCUCCAACACCAGCACAUUGUGCGGUUCUACGGCGUCUGUACCGACGGAGAGCCGCUGGCCAUGGUGUUUGAAUACAUGAGGCACGGAGACCUGAACCGCUUUCUUCGAGCUCACGGCCCUGACGCUCACAUCCUGGACGAGUCCAAGAUGCCCCCGCUGGGUGAACUCACUCUCCCUCAGAUGCUGCACAUCGCUGCUCAGAUUGCCUCAGGCAUGGUCUACCUCGCAUCGCUGCACUUCGUUCACCGUGACCUGGCAACUCGCAACUGUCUGGUUGGAGAGGGUCUGGUGGUCAAAAUCGGAGACUUCGGCAUGUCCAGAGACAUCUACAGCACAGAUUACUAUCGGGUGGGUGGACGUACAAUGCUCCCAAUCCGCUGGAUGCCCCCUGAGAGCAUCAUGUACAGGAAGUUCACGACGGAGAGCGACAUCUGGAGCUUUGGCGUGGUCCUCUGGGAGAUCUUCACCUAUGGGAAACAGCCAUGGUAUCAGCUGUCCAAUAGCGAGGCCAUUGAAUGCAUCACACAGGGACGGGAACUGGAGAGGCCACGCACCUGCCCGAAGGAGGUCUACUUGCUGAUGCAGGGCUGCUGGCAGAGAGAGCCCCAGCAGAGGAUGGUCAUGAAGGACAUCCACAGCCGUCUGCUGGCCCUGGUCAAGAACCCCCCGGUUUACCUGGAUAUCCUGGGCUAGAGGGGCCGAGGGCCAACCAGGCUGGGGAG
Maylandia zebra (zebra mbuna) is the source of this 2426-nucleotide messenger RNA. It is a transcript of the gene ntrk1, whose product is annotated as neurotrophic tyrosine kinase, receptor, type 1. The record is from RefSeq and is a predicted model, not a curated record. Gene Ontology annotation, molecular function: neurotrophin receptor activity; neurotrophin binding; transmembrane receptor protein tyrosine kinase activity. Gene Ontology annotation, biological process: protein phosphorylation; multicellular organism development; nerve growth factor signaling pathway. Lineage: Eukaryota; Metazoa; Chordata; Actinopteri; Cichliformes; Cichlidae. Gene Ontology annotation, cellular component: plasma membrane; signaling receptor complex; axon.